AUGAAUUCAUCUAAUCCCUUUGUCAAACAAGGAAGAUUUUUGCCAGAUAAUGUUCGUGGGGAAAUAGUAGAUUGUUGGCUUAGCGGCAAUAGUCAUGGAAGCAUAGGAAGAGAAAUGAAUAUACCUAGAAGUACCGUCACAAAUGUAAUAAAGAAAUUCUUAGAGCGAGGCGACCAAAAUCACCUAAGCGGUGGGUGUAAAACGAGAACGGCAAGAACCGAUGAUGUUGUAAUGUACGUGGAAUACAGCAAGCGUCAACAACCUAGCAUUUCCGCGAAAGAGAUUAAGGAAAGACUAGUACAAAAUAAUGUCUGUCUUCCAGAAAAUGUACCGUUUGAUUCAUCGAUAACUCGAGCUGUUCGCAACGAUCUUGGUUACUCGUACAAAAGACUGAACGUUGUCGCACGAGAAAGCUUAGCGGAAAAUAACGAGGAAAGAUUGAUGGACUACCUAACGGUUUUUUUAACUAUCGACCCAACAACAAUGCAUUUUUUCCACGAAUGCUCGGUCAUUAAGACAACGGGAAACAGACAUUACGGCCUUUCAGCCGUUGGAUCGCCUGCGAUUGAAGUGCAGCGCUACGCUUCCAACGCAAAUUAUACUGUGAAUUUGCUGCAUGGUAUUUUUGGCAUUGAACAUGCGAAUAUUUUGACGGGACCUUCGAAUGGUUUAGAAGUCAUAAAUUUUUUUCAAGAGGCUGUAGAAGUUGAGGAUAUGUUUGGCAACCCCAUGCUCAAACAAGGUGAUACAGUUAUCAUGGACAAUUGUGGUUUCCAUCACGGACGACAUACUGAGCCACUUCUACAAUAUAUGCUUACAGAAGUUGGCUGUAAUUUGGUAUUCCAACCACCGUACCACCCAGUGUACAAUACAUGUGAAUAUUGUUUCAGAGUACUUAAGGGGUGGCUACGAAAGAACACAAAAUUAGCCAAACCGUUAUACCUGUGUCGGGUAUAA
Messenger RNA from Dendronephthya gigantea, 957 nucleotides. RefSeq lists its product as uncharacterized. The record is from RefSeq and is a predicted model, not a curated record. The coding region runs from base 1 to 957 and encodes 318 amino acids. Gene Ontology annotation, biological process: regulation of transcription by RNA polymerase II; anatomical structure development. The transcript has a single exon. Lineage: Eukaryota; Metazoa; Cnidaria; Anthozoa; Malacalcyonacea; Nephtheidae. Gene Ontology annotation, molecular function: RNA polymerase II cis-regulatory region sequence-specific DNA binding; DNA-binding transcription factor activity, RNA polymerase II-specific.